Molecule: messenger RNA, 306 nt
Organism: Condylura cristata (star-nosed mole)
Lineage: Eukaryota; Metazoa; Chordata; Mammalia; Eulipotyphla; Talpidae
Gene: SMCP
Product: sperm mitochondria-associated cysteine-rich protein
Exons: 1
Coding region: 1-306 (101 amino acids)
Source: RefSeq, a predicted model, not a curated record
AUGUGUGACCAACCAAAAUGCAACCCUUGCUGCCCAGCAAAGUGCAACCCUUGCUGCCCAGGGAAAUGUAACCCUUGCUGCCCAGGGAAAUGCAACCCUUGCUGCCCAGGGAAAUGCAACCCUUGCUGCCAGAAGAAGCCCUCCUGCUGCCCACAAAAGCCCCCGUGCUGCGUUCAGACCAAGUGCUGCUGUUUGGAGCCCAAGCCUGAGUGCACUUCUCUUAACAAGGACUCUGAGUCUGAGACAUCACAGGCUCAGGACAAGGGUUCCCAAACCCAAAAUACAAAGAAGAAAACUGGCAAGUAA